Venustampulla echinocandica is the source of this 7935-nucleotide messenger RNA. RefSeq lists its product as uncharacterized. The record is from RefSeq and is a predicted model, not a curated record. Bases 1 to 7935 code for a protein of 2644 amino acids. Gene Ontology annotation, molecular function: DNA binding; phosphoric diester hydrolase activity. The transcript is spliced from 5 exons. Lineage: Eukaryota; Fungi; Ascomycota; Leotiomycetes; Helotiales; Pleuroascaceae. Gene Ontology annotation, biological process: lipid metabolic process.
AUGGAUAGCCGUGUUGAUACGUCCGCCAAACAACCUCCGACCAAGGACUACGAGUUAGAGGUUGCUAUCGCCGGUUGUUCUUCUUCAGACAGCACUGAAUCAGUCCAUGAUAACUACGACGAUCGGUUCGACGUCGACUUUAAGGAUACGAGUAGCUUUGGCCGGAGGCGCCAUUGGUGGAGUCGGUGGUUGAUGCGGGGCAGGCGACCGAGAAUAUACUCUGCGGGCGAUGGGCAGAUAGACGCAGAGAAGUUGAAGGAUGAUGACGUCCCACUACUUGUGCCGGAGAGCCCCCAACCUCCGAGGAAAAGGAAACGGCCGAUGGCAUGGUAUGAUUGUUGCAUCUAUGGCGGUGUUACCGGGACGGGUAUCUUGGCGGUUCUGCUCCUCAUAAAUCUUGUACUUGGUGCAACGACCGUCCUCCAACAUUCAAACAUUGAUACAACGCUAGAUAACUGGGGGAGGCCUGGGUCGGGAACGGAGGGUUUGGCUUUUUAUCCUACUGACUUCACACGCGAUAUCACACCUAUACCGUGCCACUCGCACAACGACUAUUGGCGGAGGGUGCCCCUCUUCUCGGCCCUUCGCGCUGGAUGUACCAGUGUGGAAGCAGAUGUAUGGCACUUCGGCGACGACCUAUAUGUCGGCCACAACACCGCUUCGUUGACUCAAAAUCGAACUUUCCAAUCACUCUACGUUAAUCCUCUCGUCGACAUCUUGCAUCGCCAGAACCCGGACACGGAAUUUUACAACGGGACUAGUCAUGGAGUGUUUGACACCGACACAGAAAAGACACUGACUUUAUUGGUUGAUGUCAAGACCUCUGGUCCGGAAACAUGGCUUUGGGUUCUGAAACAGUUGGAGCCACUUAGAGAGAGGGGGUGGUUAUCGUUCGUCGAAAAUUCCACUGUUCAUAUCCGACCUGUAACGGUCGUCGGAACUGGCGAAACUCCAUUCGAUGUCCUUAUCGCCAACUCCACCUAUCGUGAUGCCUUCUUCGAUGCGCCUUUAGAAACCAUGUGGGAAGACGAGGAAAACGCCCCAGAGACAACGCCCAUCCAGAGAAAGGGUCAAGGGCUCGCCGGCACAACCGAAGAUUCAGAGUUCCAUGCUCUGAAUUCAUAUUAUGCAUCGGUGUCCUUUGGCAAGGCUAUCGGGACAGUGUGGGGCUGGAAAUUGAGUCCGAACCAGAUGAAGACUAUCCGAGGCCAGCUGGCCAAUUGGACUGAGGAAUUAUAUUUGGGGUGUGUUGGUGGAGGAAGGAGUGGACAUCUUGAACGUAGACGAUCUGAGAGCGGCGGCCAGGCAUGUUUGAUUUUCGCUAUGGCGGAACUGCGAGAUGCAAUGAUGGGGUGGGUGCUGGGCGAGAUCAGAAGCACGAAUGACGAAGGCAUCUCGAUCAGCCGCAUGUUCGAAAAUCUCGAGAACCGUUUUACUGGCCACCCUGAAGUCAAACCUUUUGUCUGGCAAAGCCUUGUGGAUCACAAGGAUGUUGUGUUGGGAGAUGGCAAGGCGGGCCUGGCAUUAAGGAAAUUGACUCUGGAUGAUGUCUUAAUCUUGGGGCUCGGACGCAGCACUAUUAAGAUUCAGCCCUUCCCCCGGGAUGAAAGACCUCCGCAAGGACAAAUGAACGGCGAUCAUGCAACACCCACGACGGCGGUUAUUACCCCCCCUCUUCCCGAUCAAUGGCCCUCCAACACCACAUCUACGCCAGCCCAAGAACCUGGGCUAUCACCUAAGAAUAGCAGUGGUCAAAUCUUCGAAUUCACAUCUGCACCUACGGCUAUCCAACCCCCUAAAAAGCGUCGUGGCCGGCCGCCAAAGAUCAAAACGAAAUUACUAGCAACUACACCUGUAGCACCACCGAUUAACGAGGCACCAAGGCGUAGAGGCCGACCACCCAAAUCCAGACAGAAUUUGAGUACGCCAGGAGCAUUGUCAGUAGCCAAUGUCGAGGGAUACCAUGGAACGUCAAACUAUCCUGCUCCAAAUGAGCUCACUGAGGCCACUGCCGAGGAGUAUUCGAGUAGCUUCAGCGCUCGCGAUAGCAAUAGCCCAACCGCAGUCUCAGGCACCCUGGAUAGUUCUGCAGAUGUUGCAGAUUCUGCAUUGACUCCGCAAACCCCCAGAGAGACUCGACUGAGACCAAUACGUGCAACCCCUCAGAAAUCUGCUCAUUUUACUUCUUGGGAGGAUAUGCAGCGCCAUGAAGGAGUUGCAGGGGUGUAUAAUGAUCAUGAAGCCGCUCGCAAGCGACGACUCAAAAGCAUAUUCUGCGGGUCGAAGUCAACCGUUCUGGUAUUCAAGUCGGGCAAAUUGAGAGACCCCCAAUGGCUAGGGACGCAUAUGGGCAGUUGGGUAGAGCCUCUCGCGACUAGAAUGGCUGAAUCUGUCAUUCAGCAGGAGGAUACAGCGCAAACGCCUUCAAGCAAGAGGAAAAAAGUGGACGACAACGUCAAAUCGGAUGAGCCGAUGGCUGAGCCGAAACCAAAGCGAAAAUGCCAGCGCAAAUCUGCCGAACCGGCAGGUGAUGUGUCAACGACGAUCGAGCCUUUUGGAAUCAAUGAAGGACAACCUGCAAGCAAGCGGAAGAGGGCUGGUAGCAUUGACCAGUCGCCCACUCGGACCGAAGAUACGCCAUCGAAUAAGAGGGCACGACGAAGUAUAUCUUUGAUUGCAGGAGUUGAUUCCGGCCCAGAACAAACCGCAAAGUUAUCUGGUAUCACGCCGGAUACUACCAUAGUACAAGAGUACAAUCCGGCGAAUAACGAGUCUGAGGCCUCGACUUCGCAACCGCCCACACUUUCCAGCCAGGGUCCUGAAGGAGGUGACUCUCGUUACAUAUCGUCCCAUACUGGAGCUGACGUCGAACGACGUUUACAAUUUCAACCUGUACAAGGAAACUCUGCACUCCGCCCAUAUACCUCCAUACACCAAGGUCAACAACCGCCCGAAUAUGGCCCACAUCUCAGACCUAGCUUUGUCCCUAAUGGUGCAUAUUACAACCCGUAUCUUUCGUCCGUGACACAGCCUGUCUCCUGGGAUAUUCAGGCACAAGCAACAAAUCAAAAUAUCCGGGCAUAUCGAUCACCAUAUGGAGCGCCUACCCCGGAAGUCGCAAACUUUAGGCAAUCUCCUGUACGCUCAACCAGCGAACUAUGGCCGUCUGCAAUGCAUGAUGCUCGUCCAGCGUUGGCCAACUCCGUUUCUCCUUUAGGACCUACUACGCCGCAAAUUCCCAUCUCAGCUCCUGCAUCUGUGGCACACCCGCAAGUAGACUUCACUAAGCACCAGAAUGUUACUAUGUCAUCUCAGCCUCAUCAUGAAACCACUGCCUCGCAGCCUAUGGACGAAGCAGCUUCGAAGCCGAUGGUGGAUGAAUCAGGCCCUCGCAGAGGGUCCUUCUCGAGUACCAACUUCAUAAGCAGAGAGGAGCAGGCUCAAUUCUUUAGUCCACGGCAUGUCUCUCCGGGUCAAUUAAGCCAGCGAGCCUCGUCUCCCAACCCCAACCCACAGGUCGAGAACUUAUCGAAACACACCGCCAAACCGGCCGACGUCUCGAAAGGUUCUUCGAACGCGGAAAAGGAUGCCCAAAGAAAUGGAAUAGAAGCUGCACUACUCCUUGCUGCAUCAACGCCCAUACCAAGCGAUGUUGUCCGACUUGCUGCUGUAUACAAAGCCGCCGUUGGAAACUUAUUGCUCUCCGCAGAUAAAUCUACGGUAGAAUUCUUCGGCCUAGAUCAGUUCCCACCCCAAGUCCCAAAGAUCCUUCUCCCAAUCUCUAAGAUGCAUUCGAAUCCAAUCACAUCUGUGAGUGGUUCAUAUCCAAUGGAAAUUCGGAUCACAGCAAAUGAAGAUGGCAUUACUACUACUCACUGCUUCCAAUUUGCAUCCACGCCGGAGGCUUACGAGGCCGCGAGCAACAUGAGAGCCAAGCUGGUCACAGCCAAAAUCGCAUUCCAGUUCCGCACUGGCGAGUUAUAUCAAAUGUCUGCAGAGGCUAAGGAGGAUAUUACAAGGCCCUAUAAGUGCGACAAAUGUGGCAAUACAUUCAAAAACAAAGGGGGUUUGGAAUAUCACGUGACGCGGUCUCAAACAACAUGCAACCCCAGCCAUGACCCCUCCUCUAUAGUCAAACGACGCGGACGACAAAUCAAGAAACGAGAACAGAUGGCUACAGACUCUAUGUCCGAAAAUGGGCAGUCACAAUUCAUGCAGCAUAAGAUUCUACAAGGCCAACAUGAGUUUCGCAAGGCGACCAAACGGUCUGAUAGAGCAUCUUCUGAUAGUGAUGACUCUAUCCUAGAAUGGGCCGAGCAACAUGCAACUACAGGGACGAAAGCAGUGUAUAGGCAACCAUCCAUACCUGCAUCUACGCAGGGCCUGUCAAAGUCCAAAAAGCCUAAAGUGCCGCUUCGCUCGCUAGCAGGAGAAGCAUCCAUGUGGCAAGAGAUUGCGCAGGAUAUUUUUCCAGAUACAAGUAUAGUUGAACGCUCUCACCUGGAUGUGGCGAACAAUCAGUAUUUCCAGCAGAUAAUACUCAACUUGGUACAUGGCAAUGGGGGAUUGUUUUCUGGAGACAAGGGACUUUGGUUCGCUUUGGUAGGUGCCUGGCUCAAGAGAAGUGACAAAUCUAGCAACAAUAUUCCAGAGUCAAAAUUCUGCCGCAAGGCCUUUGAAGAUCUCAUAGAUGCUGGGAAGCUGGAAGUCUCGUCAUUUUCAUUCCGGGACAAGGCCAGCAGAGUUAUUACUCGCAAAAUCACGACAGUACCAGGAUUUGACCUGCAAUCAACACAAUUUGAAUUAAUGAAGACGGCCAUACAGGAAGCGCAUCCCGAAUUCUAUAUCCCAGCUGAGAAUUCCCCUCCCGAUACUGUUCUGUCCAGGUUACAAGCUAUUGCUCGUCGGCAAAUCGGAACGCCUAACGAGGUCGGUGAUGAAAUGGGAGUAAUGGAUCCCAACGACCCGGCGCAUCAGCAAGUAUCGUCACCAUCUGAUGACGAAUUCAUUACCGAGGAUUUUUCGUUAGAACAGGAAGAUAGCUUCGAAGAAGAUGACGGAAUCAGUGAUGAGGAUGAGUUUCAGCCCGAGGUAGGAAGGGGUAAAAGACGUCUAAAACGCGAACAUCGCCCAGCUCAGGCCAUGCGAAAGCGCUGGGCAGCUGCUAGGGCAUCCGGUUUAUCUUCACUCGCCAAAAAUGCGGCCCCUAUAGCACCAAGCUGGAGGCGUGUAGCGAUGGCACAGGUACAUAAAUCUCAAACCGCGCGUAAUACUCCUGUUGGGUUACACGGUUGGAUACUGGGCACAGCAGUUCUCCCUAAUCCAGAGACUGGAGCAUGGGACCAAAGUCCAAUUUACGUCAAGCAGCGCGCGCCACCAACCAAGAGACCACGACUUCCAGAGCCGAUUACUUAUAUCCAGAGAUCUAACGGAGCAUGGGCUAACAGAGCAUUUGGCCAUGGUGUGAGCCCCAUAUUCUCGCGACGUCCACGCGGAAAAGAAGGGUUUUCUCCUUCUGCUAACCACUAUCGGCGCAAAAUCGACAACGGUUUUCGACCCAUUCUGUACCGCGGGCAAGACAGGCAGCACUUGACGGUUGUGCCAUCCAGGAGCUCCCUAGCUUCCGACACAGGUAUAUCUCAGUCUGAAGCCUUUUCCUUGGACCUUGAAGGAGCUAUGGAACUUGACCAAACCGAACUUGGACUUAAGAAACGAGGUGCGGUGUCACAAUCUUUGGCAGAAGAUGAAUAUUCAGAUAGUCUACGGGCCACAAUCCGAAUGCCAAAAGCUGCCGGUCGACCCGCUCGUGCUUAUGCUUCAAGAGCACCCAGACAAGCAUCAACGCGACGUAGGUCUAAUUUAGUUGGCGAUGACUUUGACCUGGAACCAGUCGAUUUCCCCAGGGUGGCUCAGCCCAACCGUAGGACCAGGACAUCGUUAAAAGCUGCAGAGGCUCUGGAUGAAAUCGAGCUGCUAGGUUCAUUUAAGCCGAAGGAACCUAGUAUUGGCGCACCUAUAAACCCUGGGCUAAUGACGUUGCCCAGUUAUUUUGGCCUUGGUCGUUCCAUUGUCCAAGCGGACGAGCAGCAGAGCGCUGAAUGCUUCCAAAGCCAUCAAAAUCUCCAAUUCGUCGACCCCAACGUCAUUUCCCAAUCUUGCGAUCUCGGCGAGGGUUCCUGGACCUGCGAUGGAGGGUCAACUACUUCGCAAACCAUUCAACUUAAAUGGCGAGAUAGUGCUGCAUUCACAGUGGAGAACCUUCCAUAUGAUGAGCUCGAGACUGAAACCGAAGAAGUUGAAGUUCCCAGCCAGCCUAGAUCCCGAUAUCAGAAGAAACGACGAGUUGAAUCUAGCUUUGUUUCGCUCAACCGCAAGGAUGCUGGAGGGGAAAAGUACUCGAAGAGUCGGCCACAAACAGCUCUCCCUGAGGAUUUUGAGGGCGUGCUGGAAGAUCCCACACAAGCGGCAUCAGUGUUCGAUGUACAGGUGGCAAAACAACUUGUUGGGUUUCACCGAGCAGAAUCACGGAAGAUGGGCGGUAAUAUGACUCCAGACCUUGAACGACGGUUCGUUGCCGCUGUCAUCACUGUUCAAGUUUUGACUGGUGGUCUUGAAGGGAAUAUUGACUGGGUCCUGAUUGCGAACAUCUUCACCGAGUUUUCUAUCACCUUCCUUACGAAAACCUGGGGCCAGCUACGGACCAAGAUGCCUGAUAUUGUCGAGCAUAUCACUGAGGACUUUCGAGAUGCUUUUCCUGAAGCCUACCGAAGAGGUGAAGUUCCGCCAAUUAAUUACGACAAUCUUAUAGAUUAUGAUUGGAAUUCGGUGAUUGACUGGGUAACGCGAACUAUUAAUCCUACCCUUGACGCACAGUCGGUUACUCUUCCCGCAGACCGUAGGGAACUUAAGCAGCAAUACCAUGUCACUGAAAGUGUUGGUGACGUGAACAAUUGGAGGGACUCUUUCUUUGGUCUUACGACAGCUAUAUACAAACGUAUCGAUAUGGCUGCUGCAAUUCCAUCCACAAUUUCUAUACGGCGUCAACAGGGAUCUGGGAAACUUGACGAUAUAAAACUUGACGAUUUCACCCUCGCCAAAUCUUGGGUGCGAGCUGCUGCCGUCACCCCCGAAGAACUCUGGGAUCAGCGAGUAGCAGCGGCGAAGCUCAGCGAGUUAGGUCUCCCUCUGGUUGAAAAAGCACUCCAAGCACUUCUAGGUGCGAAGGUACUUGUCCACCGUUCCAAAGGCCGCGUUACGCCCGGGCGGAGUUACGAAGGUUCUGAUGCAUUCGCCGCACCUCUAAGGAAGCAUAUCAACAACCAGCAGUUCAUCGACGCUUUGAACUUCAAGAAAUUUCUUGAUGAUGAGUUCUUCCAAGGAAAAGAUCGUACUGUUACUGUGGAUUAUAUGGCAAAUGAAGGAACCUUGAUGUGCAUUACAAGCUUACAGGCCCAUGGCCGCAUCGAACUCCACGGCGUCGAUGUCCCGAUGAACAAAUUCGGUCUCACGGGUGGCGGUUACGAGACGAAAAAGAUCCCAAGGGAGAAGUUGAGGUUUACGAUCGAUAUGAACCCUACUUCUUCAUAUGUGUACAACCAAGACAUCGAGCUGCUGCGCAAAGCCGAACAAGUUGAGCCGCUCGGAGCAGGCAGCCAGGGCGAACUCCCUGCCUGGAUCGGCAUCACCGGAGCCCUAAUAGAGGAUCUAUGGAAAAGAGUUGUGGCUUCUAUUUCCCAAGUUGUUACUCUCCGUGCCGGUAUUCCUCUCGAUGCCUUGAAAAAUGUAUUCGCACCAACACUAGAGGAGUGGGAGCUGAAGCGCUUUAUGGAGUGGGGUGUCGAAUUGGGGAUCUUCGAGAGGCUUCACGAGAGAAUUGACGGAUGGACGGUUUCGGAGUGGUGGUGGUUGGCGGUGGCGAAGCUCUGUGAGAGAUGA